This is a messenger RNA of Porites lobata, 5514 nucleotides long. The record is from the annotation of a GenBank genome assembly. NCBI's taxonomy places the organism in Eukaryota, Metazoa, Cnidaria, Anthozoa, Scleractinia, Poritidae.
AUGGAUUGGCUCAGUUGGGUCAGUCAGUUGGGCUAUACACAGCUUUGUGUUGUACUUGGUACCGUCUCAUUGCGCGGUAAGAAGGAUGGAGAAGGAGAGCUACAACUUUGGUUUCGUGCGAUGUUCAACGAUUGCCGCAUUUUAUAUACCAGUAGGAUAGCAGGGCAUGACGAGAUGGUAUGUGAGUUAUUGAUGUUUUUCCUCUUUCACUUCCGAGAUUGCACUGACAAAAUCAGCAAAAUCAAAACGUUAUCAACAGAGAAGUCGAAAUUUCAUUUCGUCCAAUACUGAAAACAAAUAGUAGCAUGUGAGAGUACUGAUAAAGGGGUUUCGUCCAGGGGCUCAAGAGUUAGAACUAAAUUUUAUAGAUCCAUGACUCUAGGAGUGAAAGGGUUUUAAAUAUAUAAUUUAACAAUACAAUUAUAAUUAACUGGUUCAAGACUUCAGAGGUAGUGCAUCGUUUUAUUACUACAGCUCUGUUUCGUGUGGCCAAAAGAUGACCACACUCAUCGGGUAAUAUCAACGAUUGACCGUUAGAUUACAACAACUGGCAAAAAGGCGAAAAUAAGGUUGCUAUGAGAUAUAAAAACAGCGUUAUGUUAUCGUAUAAAUCAUGUGAUUGCUAUUUAUAAUUUGGAAGAUUGUGUUACUUUAUCAUAAAGUUCCGUGAGGAGGUAAGCUCCGGGAGGGAAGGGUUACUUCCUUAUAAGAGGCUAAUAGGAAUGUGCCGCUGGAUGGGGUCGCAUUUUCACAAGUGGACUGACUUUAGAGGGGUCGAAAUAGAGUUACUCGAAUGGGGGGGCACAUUUUCUAUAAUUGGUCACAGAAUAGACUAUAAUGGGGUAAGGGCUCUGAGAGGCCAGCGGCACAUAUCCAGCAAAAAUUUAGCCAAGUACCCACCCCCCCUAGUAUUAGGCGGACACCUUCGGGACCUUCCCAAGUGUCCGCUUUUUAUAGAGGUUUGUAAAAAUUGCGCAAUGUUUGUUAACGAUUAACAUUCAACGGUUACUCUGUACUGUAAUUAAGCCAUGUUGUUGAGGAAACUAAGGAAGCUGUGCUGUACUUUGCGCAACACUUUAGGUGAAUUUUGAUCGCGGAUGACGAUUAUACUGCCGGAUAUCGGUGUAAUAUGCAGUUAAUUGACCUCUAAAUGUAUUGAUUUAUCUCUAUUAAUCGACUACAGUACGUAUUUCAAGGAAGUAAUCCAAUACUACCUCUCCUUACGUUUUUCAGUUUGUAAUUAUGCCUGAAACUACAAUGAAGGUCACCAAGGAUACAGUUACAAUUAAAGAGCUAAAAGACUGGUGGGGUCACGAAGGACAAACUGUUCAACUAAAAGAUGCUGAUCCAAAUGAGCUUCAGCUUUUUAUUGAAAAAAUGCCCAUCCCAAUCAAAGGUGAGAGUGUUCAAAGUAAUUUCCAAAAUUUUGUUUAAGUUUUGGUUUUGGAAUAAAGAGGUACAUGGUUGAACCUCUGUACAAAUGUAUGGAAACAGGCAGAUCUUUUUUUUUUUUGGUUUUAGUCUUUAAAUAAAAAGACGAAUACGGGUUAAACUUACUGUAUUUAUGAAGGUUUAUAAAAACAGGUAGCUCAAGCUUAUGGCUAGAGUAGUUAGUUUGGUGUUUUUGAAUUGAGAAGCGUACGGUUAAACCCGUAUAUUUGUGUGGAUAGCUGGGCUUAAAUAUUUAUAAUUGAUGAGUGAGAUAUCCAUAUUUAGUAUAUACUAAAACAGUGGAUAGUGUUUUUCGCGCGCUCUGAUUGGCCACUCAAUCAGUGAAUAUCCUUCACUAUUCACUGAUUCACCUCCAGUUCCUCCGAGCGAGCCAGGCGGUGUUGGACACGGUCCGAACGGCAUCAUGGGGAAAGAAUCAAAAACGGCUCAUUUGCAUCUGACCUUCGCUGUGUUCACAUCUCUCGUUACGACAUAAAAAUACCGUGAGAAAUAGUGUGAUAUGGGCAUUAUAGGUCUUUUUCCUCUUUUAAAAGAUAUAACAUGCGAUGUUCAUUUGAGAUCUUUCUCCGGAAAGGUGGCUGCAAUCGACGUUUACUGCUGGCUUCACGAAACUGUUGUUUUCUGUGUCGAAGAGAUAACUUUAGGGAUCGAAGCAACGCGGUACGUAUCAACACUUCGUUCUUACAUGUGGUUAAAGUGCUUGAUUUUGAACGUAAACUUCUCUUCAGUGCUCUUCUCACCUCAGAUUUUUUCCAGGUACAUUGACCUGUGCAUGAAGGAUACUGAUCUUCUCAUCGAAAAUAAUGUGCAACCUAUUCUGGUUUUCCAGAAGAAGCUGGAGCGCAAGGCAAAAAGUGGAAUUCUCCUUCGCUAACUUGUUCAACAGCAAGUUAGCGGAGGUUUUCUAUUCAUUUUAGUCCGUAUGAAUUCAGUUUUAUUUGUCCGUUGUUUUUUGUAUGAUUUAUCAGGGCUCGUGAAGAAUCUCGCACAAGUUUAACUCUUUGCAAACAAGGGCAGAAGGAAGAAGCCAAAGAACUAUUCAAAAAGGAGGCCCUAAGGGCCGCUUCGAUGACAUAUAUAUCACAAAAACAUAUCAUAUUUUUUAAGACGAAUAAAAAAGGAAAGAAAGAAAGUAUUCUAAGCUGAUCGUGUAGUGAAAGCCUUCUAAGCCAAUUCGAUCGUGACCGCGCGAGUAUAUUUAUUAUACUAAAGAUGCCGCGGAAUGGAGUCACGAUUCACGCACGUAGGUAAACUUCAAGUGGCAUUUUGACCCUUAAAACGGCGGGGCCCGCCGGGGCCCGCCGACCAUUUCAGAUACUUGAACAACAAAACUAAUAGAUUAUGCUAAAACUGGAGGUCAGGGGUCGUUGUACACUGAGAAAAUGUAGACUGAAAAGCAUAAACAAUAGCUCUUAACUAAACAAAGGGAUUAUGCGCAUGAAGAAUUCCAAAGAGCAAUAUCAAUAGAAAACAAACAUAAAUCAUAUUGUUUUAAGAACUGCGGCUUGCUACAUCUGUCUACUCAAACUUUUCCAAAAAAUAUAAUCGUAAACCACUUGUUAAACUGCGAAAACCGAAGAAAAUCGAAGAGACUACCCGCACAAAGGAAGACCGAUAAAGUAGAGGGGAGGGGACAUGUCACUAACAGAAUUAGGAAUUAGGAAUUUUUUUCUCUUUCCUGAAGCUCUCUCAACAACCGCUGCAUAUUUUGUUCACGUUGUUGAAACUCCAUCAGUUGCCUUUGAGAAUUUUUCUCUCGUUCCUGAAGGUCUCUUAAGAUUGGCAGUUGGUAAAAACUGUUUCCGCUGCGCGGUAAAAGAUGCAACGUCCUAUGGGAUAAGCAGCUAAAGUAAAAAUGCGGGCGUGAUUUCAAUUUCGGACUGGAUCGUGUCGAAACGUUUUGAUAUCAAAUCGACUGAUUUAAGGUUCAUCUGAACGAAAAAAUGAGAGCUCGUUCAAAGAAGGGGCUAUUCUUGGACACACAUUUCAAUAUUUUGUGUGAGUUUACAAGCAAGCCAUAAUUAUUUAGUGACAAUCGGAGCGAAACGAAAUUCUGAUUUUCAUCUUCUUCAUCAGUAUCUCUUAAGCUUAUGUGUCGCUCAGUUUAAAGAGAGGAACGCAGUACAUUUAAAAUUUUCUUUGAAGUCAAAAUUUUUAAUUUUUCUUUUUUAGGUGACACUUAAUCGGGUUGCCCAUGUUACUUAGGUGAUUUUCAUGAUUGCCUUGUUUUAUUUUUGAUCAUGAAUUAUCUUUUUAGAAAAAAAACAAAAUCUACGCAAAGCAAAUUCGCCAAGGCGAACCUCAGAAAUAGAAAGUCAGUGGAGGGAUUUUCAGCGACGUGAGGAAAACUUCCAGAGACAGAAACGGGAGAUGCAGCAACGCGAGCAGGAUUUACAAAGGAAACUCAGAGUGGUUAAAGAACGGUAUCAGGACUCUCAAAGCCACCUAACGGAUAUUGAGCAACAUGAACAAAAUAUGCAGCGGCUAUUGAGAGAGCUUCAGGAACGAGAAAAAAAUUCUCAAAGGCAACUGAUGGAGUUUCAACAACGUGAACAAAAUAUGCAGCGGUUGUUGAGAGAGCUUCAGGAAAGAGAAAAAAAUUCUCAAAGGCAGCUGAGGGAGUUUCAACAACGUGAAGAAAAUUCUCAGAGGCAGCUGACGGAGUUUCAACAACGUGAAGAAAAUUCCCAGAGGCAGCUGGUGGAGUUGCAGCGGCAACUGAGGGAGAUAGGACAGCAGUUGACCAAUUGCCGAGGACAAGUUUCUGAACUACAGUUAAGUCUUUCAACAGCACAGGAAACAAUAAAUCAAUUGCGGAACCAGGAAACACGUGACUGGGUUAUUCCCCGGGACGAAAUUCAAAUCACAGAGAAAUACCUUGGGAGGGGAGGAUGGGGAAUUGUCAACGAGGGAACGUAUUGUGGCUGUACUGUAGCAGUGAAACAGAUCCAUGAGUUGAUUCUUUCUCCUCAUAAUAUAAACCUGUUUGAAAGAGGAAUGAAUAUCGCUUCUAAAUGCCGCCAUCCUCACUUACUACAGUUCAUCGGCGCCACCAAUGAUGAGGGAACUCCUCUGUUCGUGACCGAGCUGAUGGAGAAAACUUUGCGCACUUUAUUGGAGCACCGGCAACUCUCCGAGACAGAAAUAGCCGUCAUUUCUCUGGAUGUAGCACGUGCCCUGAACUACCUUCAUCGAAAGAAACCAGAGCCUAUCAUUCACCGUGACGUCAGCAGUGCGAAUGUGUUGCUAUGGCGACAGGGUGACCAAUGGAGGGCCAAAGUGUCUGAUUACGGCACUGCUAAUUUUAUACAGCAGACCAUGACAGUGGCUCCUGGAGCUAUGAUUUACAGCGCACCUGAAGCACUUACAUCAAACCAAACAAUCAAGGUUAGUUUAAGUAAAUAUUCAAGACUGUUUACCUACUAAAACUGUACAGCAAGGCUAACAGUGGCAGAAGUGAUAAGUGAUGUCCACUCCAUAAACAAUACAUAUGAAAUGACUAUAUCUUUGUGAGGAGUCUUUGAACCUUGUUCUGCACUUUUUUCACUCUUUUAUGCAAAUCUUCUUCAUGGAUUUGGUCCACGUAAUUGGAUUCUUUAAUUUAUCCCUUCUUGUCUCUAAAGACAACAGUCACGGGCUAGCAAAAGUUAAUUAGUAUUUUUAGAAACAAAACAUUUAAGCCAAGAACGUACCAUGAAGCCUUUUAAGGAUCUUCUGUUUUCUAGGCUUUUCUUAUCCAUUUAUCGAUAAUCAUCUAUUUUGAAUUCUCGAGUUCCUCCCACUUGUGUUACCUUAACUCCUUUUGUAAUCAGUACACAACUAAUAAGUAAUGUCAUGUAUUAUGAUUGCUUUUAGGUUGAUGUGUACAGCUUUGGUGUUCUUCUUUGUGAAAUGUGCAUCCGGGAACUUCCAGAUCCUAGUAAGCGUGAAGAACAAGUCGUGCUUGUAACGAACGGUGUGUUUCGCGGCCUGGUACGGCGAUGCCUGCAUAGAGAUCCUGGGCCGAGACCAACCAUGCAGGAGAUAAUCGAUGAACUGAAAGAUGCCGAUGUGUCAUCUUAA